Molecule: messenger RNA, 1600 nt
Organism: Doryrhamphus excisus (bluestripe pipefish)
Lineage: Eukaryota; Metazoa; Chordata; Actinopteri; Syngnathiformes; Syngnathidae
Product: phospholipase B1, membrane-associated
Biological process (GO): phospholipid metabolic process
Cellular component (GO): brush border membrane
Molecular function (GO): A2-type glycerophospholipase activity; retinyl-palmitate esterase activity; phosphatidylcholine lysophospholipase A1 activity
Source: RefSeq, a predicted model, not a curated record
AAAAGCCAGGAUGCAUUGUGCUUUUUUGCUGCAGGGGUGCCCCACUCAUAUUUGGCCGGUGCACACUUACUAUGGGGUGGCUUUGCAUCGCCCUGGCAACGUGCGUGCUGGUGUCGCGCUGUGUGAAAGGCAACGACUGGUGGUGGAAGUAUGAAGAAGGGAUACGACAAUACAGCAAGGAGGCCCUCACCAAGGAGUUUCCAGAAAAAACUCGUCCAAUCAGCUUCAAGCAUCCGGUCUUCCAGUGUCCGGAUAUGAGCCCCUCUACUUCAGCCCCCUCCUCAGUGGAGCUGGUGAAGGCGGCUGAUAUCAAAGUCGUCGCCGCUCUGGGAGAUUCUCUCACAACGGCCAUCGGCGCCAACGCCACCACCGUCCUCGGGAUUCCCAUCGAGUUUCGUCACGUUUCCUGGAGCAUCGGCGGCUACGGCUCGUACGAGGACGUGAUCACUUUACCCAACAUCAUCAAACUCUUCAAUCCCAACCUGCUGGGCGCCGCUCGGGGGAAGACGGUCCACGGCAUGGAGGCCCACCUCAGCCAGACCGGCCUCAAUCUGGCCGUGACGGGGCAUAACACCUUCAACCUCCCCAGCCAGACCAGACAUUUGAUUGACACCCUCAGAGGCUACGAGGGUUUGAACUUUGAGCAGGACUGGAAGCUUCUAACCAUCCUCAUGGGCAUGAACGACAUCUGCGACUACUGCAAAGACAAGGCUCUUUUCUCGGCGGAGAACUUCAUUCACUACAUGACCGUCUCCUUGGAAAUGCUGAUGAACGAGGUUCCUCGUAUGAUCGUGAACGUGGUGCAGAUUCUUCCCAUGCAGACUCUCCGGGAGGUGCACAAGCCCACGCCGGGCUGCCUUCUCCAGCGCUCUUUCUGCUCGUGUCUGAUCGAACCUGUGGGUCGCUCGGCUGAGCUGCGUGAGCUGGUGGAGGUCAAUCUGGAGUUCCAGAGAAGACUGGAGGCCAUGCUGCGCGGCGACCGCUUCUUCAGGGAGGACUUUGCCGUGGUUCUGCAGCCGUUUUUAAAACACGCCGACCCUCCUCGCCUCCCGCAGAGCGGCAAGAUCGACAUGACCUUCUUCACCCACGACUGCUUCCACUUCACCAUCAAAGGUCACGAAGAGCUGGCCAAAGGACUGUGGAACAACAUGUUUCAGCCUGAGGGAGACAAGACGGUCGUAAGCAGUUUCUCUGACCCCAUCAGCCUCGUCUGUCCACCCGUGGAGCAUCCGUACAUCUUCACCCGGCCCGCCUCGGCCCAGCCCGGACUUCACUGCGGACGAGACGCUCCAUCGCUGGCGGCCGCCUCCUCGCUGCUAUGGCUCCUCGUGGCGUCGUCGUCGGGGCGUCUUGGUUUGUUGUAGCUCAGCAGAGCAGGCGACCACGCCCACUGAGGCUUUAUUAGCUGUCUGGGGAAGACGUACCGUAAGUGUUGGCUAUCAGGAAGUGUGUCAAUGAUCUAUCAAUAAUGAGCUACACUCCACGGGAUGGACAUUUCAACAAUAAUUUUCAUCUCUUUUUAAUUUCUGUCUGUUUCUUGUUUUUACCUUGGAAAAACAAAUAUAUUUAUAAAGCUUUAUUUGGACUAUUUGGACUUUUU